Messenger RNA from Lachancea sp. 'fantastica', 1518 nucleotides. The record is from the annotation of a GenBank genome assembly. Lineage: Eukaryota; Fungi; Ascomycota; Saccharomycetes; Saccharomycetales; Saccharomycetaceae.
AUGCCUCCAUCUGACACUACUACUUUAGGUUCUUUCAAACGAUCAAGGGAAAUCUCGGACUCUCUCUGGACAUGCAAACCGCCCUCCAAGAAAUCAUCUGGCAUUCCCACUGCACAAACGGAGGAUACAUAUGGUCUGUCCAGAUCUCAACCUGGUUGUGACUACUCCAGCACUUCCUUAAAAAAUCUCACGCCUCUGGCAACACCUACCAAAAAGGCCCUUUCCUCGCAGGGAAAAGAUGGCUUCAGCGACUGCCAAAAUAACUCAAACCUCGAGACUCAUUUCUCCGGUCUCAAAUUGUGCUUGCCCAAAAACAAUUCCAAAGUUUUUGACAAAGAUGUCAAGAUAGGGAAUUGUGAAAAUGCUAUCACUACCACAGACCAUCAUAUAUUCCGCACACCUGAAAUCGUGGACCAAAUACUCAGAUAUGUCGACUCUGAUGCUACAAUACCGCGAGAGAAAGUCCGGCAUCGACGCAAACCUCAAGCUUACACUCAUGCCCUGCUGCUAUGCGACGGCGACGAGACAAAGGCUAAAAAAAUGUGGGAUGAGUGCACCCGGCCCAGCGCUCAAUUGGCAGUAAGCAAACGCCCAAGGCUGCAUAGCUGCUCCCAAGUCAAUAAGCUGUGGCACAGAAUUGCACUUAGCAUCAUAGCCGAAAAUCUUUAUUUUACGGACUCCAAAAAGGUGCGCAAGCUCGCGGCCAAUGUGUCCAAGCUUCGUAAUCGGUUGUCAAAACCAUCUGCAUUUGUUUUGCAUAAGCUCAGUAAGCUCGAGCAAAACGAACUGAAUGCCUUGAUCCCCAUCGUGUCAUCGGAACGGUUGAAAUGGCUUGAAUUUUACAUUUGUCCCAAAAUCAUCCCGCCCGUCCCAUUAUUCCAUCACUCUCAAAAUCUGGAAAAGCUAGUUCUGCCCGGAAAUCAGUUUGUAGAUGAUGAAUUCCUGAUGAAAAUAGCGCCUUUUUUGACAAAGCUCAAGACUCUCGAUUUGCGGGCUUGUGACAAAAUAAGCGAUGGCGGAGUCUUGUCCAUCGCUGCCAAUUGUCCGGAUCUCAAUGUCUGCAACUUGGGCAGACACAGAAAUGGGAAAGCAAUCACCAGCGUUUCGAUGGUGGCCUUGGCGCGGAAUACUAAAGUUGAUACGGUUGGGGUGGCAGGAUGUCACAUCACAGACGCUGGCGUCUGGGAGCUUGCUCUUCAUCUUGGUCCACGCAUCAGAAGAUUGUCGCUGAACAAUUGCCAAUUGCUAACAGACAACUCCUUGCCCACUUUACUUGCCCUCAGCUAUUUCCCGCAUCUUUCUGUUCUUGAAAUUCGCAACUUGGACCGGCUCACGAACGUGCUUCCAAUUGUGAAUUUCGUACGCUCCAAAAGAUCCCAGGGCAUACCUUUAUUGGUGGAAGGAGGCGAAAGAAUUGACUCAAUGAUGAAAGACGCCGAGCGUCGAUUGAACCAGCAGGAGUCUGCUCACAUUCUCGCCGCUUUCACCAACUGGGUCAACGAAGACGACAUGCUGUAA